This is a messenger RNA of Eruca vesicaria subsp. sativa (arugula), 1393 nucleotides long. Lineage: Eukaryota; Viridiplantae; Streptophyta; Magnoliopsida; Brassicales; Brassicaceae. The record is from the annotation of a GenBank genome assembly.
AUGGGUUUUACAUGGGGAAUGAGACUACGUGGAGCUAGCAAGAAGAAGGUAGCUCCGGUAAUGAGUUGGUCGGAAUCGACAUCGGAGCCGGAGAUAACGAUUCCGCCGGAGUUUCAAUGCCCAAUCUCAAUCGAUCUCAUGAAAGAUCCGGUGAUAAUCUCCACAGGCAUUACCUACGAUCGCACAAGCAUCGAAAAAUGGAUCGAUUCAGGGAACAACACGUGUCCUGUCACGAACACGGUCUUGACCACAUUCGAUCAGAUCCCCAACCACACGAUACGCAAGAUGAUCCAAGGAUGGUGCGUGGAGAUUGGUUCGUCGUUGAUUGAGCGGAUCCCAACGCCACGUGUCCCUUUGAUGCCGUGUGAGGUGUACGAGAUCUGUAGAAAGUUAUCCUCUGCGACGCGGCGUGGGGAUUACGAGAAAUGCGAGGAGAUUAUUUGGAGGAUUAAGAAGUUGGGGGAAGAAUGCGAGAAAAAUAGAAAUUGUAUCAUCGAAAACGGCGUCGCUUUGGUUUUGUGUGAUUGUUUCGAGAAGUUCUCGGCUGAUGAGAAAUUAACUUCCAAAUUGGGAAAGAUUCUGUCUCUGCUAACGUGGAUGGUUCCUAUUGGGUGGGAGGGUUUAACGACACUGGCAUCUGCGUCGUCGUUUCGUUGCAUCGCGGGUUUCUUGAGGAGCAAGGACGAUACAGUCCGAGAAAACGCUGCGUUUUUGUUAAAGGAGAUUCUCUCGUUGGAAGAAACGCAAGUUCACGCGUUUGCGGAGGAGAACGGAGCCGCGGCAGCGUUUCUUGAACUGAUUCGCGAUUCGGUUUCGUCUAACGCAACGAAAUCUUCGUUGACAGCGAUUUGUCAAAUGGUUUUGCACAAGCCCCAAAUCGCGUCUGCGUUUCUUGAAAUCGGUCUCGUGAAUCAGACGGUGGAUAUGAUCAUUGAUGGUGAGAACAGCGUUUGCGAGAAAGCAUUAGCGGUUCUAGACGCGGUUGGCGAAACCAGUGAAGGGAUAGAGGAAGUGAGAAAAAACGCGUUGGUGAUGCCACUUCUGGUGAAGAAGAUUCUUAAGGUCUCUGAACAAGCGACGAGGAGCUCAGUCUCUGUGAUUUUGAAGUUGUGUAGAACAGGGAACGCGUCUGCGGUUGAAGAAGCGUUACGUUUGGGGGCGUUUCAGAAGGUGUUCUUGGUGUUACAGGUUGGGUAUGGAGAAGAGACGAAGGAGAAAGCGACAGAGUUGUUGAAGAUGAUGAACACACAGAUGAAAAUGAUGAGUGAUGAUGUUGAUUCUUCAGUGGACUUUAAGUAUCUCAAGAAGCCAUUUUGAAGUAGAUAAAUUGUAUAAAGGGAACCACAUUCUUUGCAAAUCAUAGAUUUGAUCAUAUGAAAUGAAGAAGAUGACC